Messenger RNA from Cyprinus carpio (common carp), 1580 nucleotides. RefSeq names its product C-type mannose receptor 2-like. The record is from RefSeq and is a predicted model, not a curated record. NCBI's taxonomy places the organism in Eukaryota, Metazoa, Chordata, Actinopteri, Cypriniformes, Cyprinidae.
AAUUACUCAAGAAGCUUGUUGCACAGCAUGCUUAUUGUCAAAGCUGCGGUUUUUUGACCCUCUCACAAAUGUAUAUGUUUCACAGGAAGUAAGUAUUCAAAUAACAAGUAUUCAAAUAUUUUAGGCUAUAAUGAGGAAGUUUUUCAAUAGAGGAUCAAAGAAAUUUGAGUUUUUGCCCUUCCUGCAUUCGGUAGCAGGUACACAAAUGUGGUUUUCAUUUGAUUAUCUAGAUCUGUUAUUUCAAAGGGAAAUAUUAUAAUGAGAAAUGUAAUAUGCUUUAACACACACAGGGUGUCAUUUCCAUGAAUGCUGCACCAUCAUGCUGUUCAUACUCCUUGCUGGCUUAGGGCUUUUGUCCUUCACUUCAAGCCAUAUAUCUCACCAGUAUCACUUCAUAAAUAUCAGAAAGAACUGGACUGAGGCUCAGAGGUUUUGCCGUGAGAUGUACACUGACCUGGCUCCUGUGAAAAAUGCAAAAGAGUUGAAUGACUUGCUCAAAACGAUAACUGAUGGUUCAUAUGAUGUGUAUAUUGGACUUUAUAGAAGUGAUGUAUUUAAAUGGCACUGGACCCUGUCAGACGGUUUCUACAAUGGAGAGAUAUUCAAAAACAGAAAAAAUGUACCUUAUAAUGGGGGGUGUGCUGCAAUGGACAACAAUUGGAAAUGGUUUAAUGAUGACUGUGACUCAAAAAAAAAAUUUGUAUGCUUUAAUGCCAGUACAAAGUAUAUCCUGAUUGAGGAGAACAAAUCCUGGAGGGAGGCCCAAGAAUAUUGCAGAACCUUCCACACAGAUUUAGCCAAUGUCAGAACCUGCGCAAAAAAUAAUGUCAGUGACGUAUGGAUUGGACUAUUUAAAGACUUCUGGUCAUGGUCAGAUCAGAGCAACAUUUCAUUUCGUUUCUGGAAUUUCAGCCUGCUGAAACCCAUGGACAGACACCAUAACUGUACUGUAGUGAUGGUGAACCAAACAGGGAGAUGGAAUGACGUCCAAUGUAACACCACUCUGCCCUUCAUCUGCCAUGGUGAUCUUAAACCAACCACUAAACCAGCACCAACAACCAGACAGAAUCCAAGUACAUCUCUCAAAUCAACAACUCAGUACAGACUAUUUCAAAACACAACCGAGGUGGAAAAUACAAGAAGUCAGACAACACAAACAGAGCAAGAUAACCUGAUUCUGGUCCGUGAGAACCUGACAUGGACCGAAGCUGCGAGUUACUGCAGAAAGCACCACGUGGACCUGGUCUCCAUUCACAGUGAGGAGCUUCAGAACAGGACAGCGAGAAAAGCUACCCAGGCCUCCACUUCUCAUGUAUGGCUGGGUCUCCGUUACACCUGCACCUUCGACUUCUGGUUCUGGAUAAAGAACAGAGAAGCGGGCUGCUACAAGAAUUGGGCGCCUGGUCAUGGGCCACAUGGUUAUGAGGACUGUGGGCUGUCAGGAGCUAUGGAGUCCACUGGAGGGUACCGUUGGGUCGGGAGGCCAGAGAGUGAAAGACUCAAUUUCAUCUGCCAAAUAUGUACUGAUGUGUUUUAACCACAAAAAGAGGAGAGACUGAAUGACAGAAAGACAUAUUUGU